AUGAGCACCACGAACAACCCCGCAAGUCUGCCAAAGGCCAAAAAACCGCGAACGGUAUCGUGGCAAGAGGUUGCUGAUUGGCAGUUUGACAACAAGUAUAUCCUCAGCGGGUAUCGGCCAGAGAACGGAGACUAUCUGGAGGUCCUGGCCAGCCUGACAUUUUUGCACAACGAGACUUGCAAUGUGUACACUCAUCUGAUCGGAGCUCUGCUCCUACCAUUCUUGGCACCUCUCGUCCUUCGGUUGCUGUCCCAGCCUCAAUUUCUCAACGUCUUGUCCAUGGACUAUGCGGCGUUUGGAGUCUACUUCUGGUGUGCGGAAAUCUGUUUGGUCUUGAGCUCACUUUACCACCUGAUACAGCCUCACUCGCAUCGCGUAGACCUGUUCUGGCACGGAAUGGAUUUGCUUGGUAUUGUCAUUGUCACAGUGGGCACGUUCUCAUCCGGCAUCUUCUAUGUGUUUUUCUGCGAGGCGGACUUGCAAAAACUGCAUUGGGGUAUUAUCUUAUCCACGGGCACAAUCACCGGUGUUCUCAUCUCGAACCCCAUUCUUAAAACGCCGCGCUGGCGGAAAGUGAAAGUGGGUGCCUUUGUUGUCUUUGGCGCUUCAUCGUUCAUCCCACUGCUACAUGGAGUCCAACGAUACGGCCUUGAAUACAUGCUCCAAUACUCUGGAAUGAAAUGGUACCUGGUUGAGCUUACCUUUUAUGGCACUGGACGUUUGGCGCCAGGUACAUUUGAUAUCUUUGGGAGCUCACACCAGCUCUUUCAUGUCGCCAUCUUAUGCGCCAUGUACUCACAUGUGACAGCUCUGCUGCAAGGUUUCACAACCUGUCAUACCUUGGAUGUGUGUCAACUUCAAGGUCUUCACUAA
Trichoderma harzianum CBS 226.95 is the source of this 873-nucleotide messenger RNA. RefSeq lists its product as hypothetical. Gene Ontology annotation, cellular component: membrane. The transcript is spliced from 3 exons. Bases 1 to 873 code for a protein of 290 amino acids. NCBI's taxonomy places the organism in Eukaryota, Fungi, Ascomycota, Sordariomycetes, Hypocreales, Hypocreaceae. Gene Ontology annotation, molecular function: signaling receptor activity. The record is from RefSeq and is a predicted model, not a curated record.